Messenger RNA from Emys orbicularis (European pond turtle), 882 nucleotides. RefSeq names its product 11-beta-hydroxysteroid dehydrogenase 1-like. The record is from RefSeq and is a predicted model, not a curated record. Gene Ontology annotation, cellular component: intracellular membrane-bounded organelle; endoplasmic reticulum membrane. Gene Ontology annotation, molecular function: steroid binding; 11-beta-hydroxysteroid dehydrogenase (NADP+) activity. The transcript has 6 exons. The coding region runs from base 1 to 882 and encodes 293 amino acids. Gene Ontology annotation, biological process: steroid catabolic process. NCBI's taxonomy places the organism in Eukaryota, Metazoa, Chordata, Testudines, Emydidae.
AUGGGUCUGUUGAGAAAGAUUUUCAUUCCCUUUGUAGGAUUGGUCUUGGCCUUCUGUUUUUAUUCAGCAAGGGAGGAUUUUAAACCUGAGAUGCUGAAAGGGAAGCGAGUGAUUGUCACUGGAGCAAGCACUGGAAUUGGAGAGCAAAUGGCUUAUCACCUGGCGCGGAUGGGAGCCCAUGUUCUGAUCACAGCACGGACGGAAGCCAAGCUUCAGAAAGUCAUCACACGGUGUCUGGAGCUGGGUGCAGCCUCCGCGCAGUAUGUGAGCGGCAGCAUGGAGGAUGAGGCCUUUGCCGAGCAUGUGGUGAAGGAGGCUGAGCUAGUGCUGGGAGGCCUAGACAUGCUGAUCCUCAACCACGUUGGCAACUCAUACUUCAACUAUUUCGACGGAGACGUGGGGCACGUGCAGAAGCUUCUGAAGAUUAACUUUCUCAGCUACGUGGCCAUGACUGUUUCGGCGCUGCCCAGGCUGAAAGACAGCGGGGGCAGCAUCGUGGUGGUUUCAUCCAUGGCAGGUAAAGCUGGGUUUCCAUUUACUGCUCCCUACUCUGCAACGAAGUUUGCCCUAGAUGGGUUUUUCAGCUCCUUGCGGCAGGAAUUAAUCAUUCAGAAGGUUGAUGUUUCCAUCACGCUCUGUAUACUCGGCUUCGUUGAUACAGAAAGUGCCAUGAAAGCAGCUUCUGAUGUGGUGCUGAUGUCCCCUGCACCAAAGGAGGAGUGUGCGCUGGAAAUCAUCAAGGGGGGAGCCCUCCGCCAACGGGAAAUUUACUACAAAUACGCAGCUACCAAAAUCCCCCUCUUGAUCCGGGACUGGGCUCCAGAACUCCUGGAUUAUCUGAUCAGAAGAAGCUACAACGUGGAGAACCUAAAGAAAAAUUAA